AUGGCUGAUAAUACCCCAUCUCAACAAGAGCAAUCAGUGUCAGCACAGAACACGGCUAGUGCCGAAACAUCCGCAUGCCGAAAGCGCCUUCGACACGAUGCCUAUACCAUCGGGUGGGUGUGCGCCCUUCCCAAGGAACGAAUCGCAGCCCAAGCCAUGCUAGACGAAGAGCACGAAUCUCUUCCGACACCCCGCAAUGACAACAAUGCAUAUACCCUUGGCUCAAUAUGCGGCCACAAUGUCGUCAUAGCCUGCCUGCCCAACCCGGGAACUAACCCUGCCGCGACCGUUGCGACCUCAAUGAUUAACACGUUUCAGUCGAUCAGGUUCGGGCUUAUGGUAGGGAUUGGCGGCGGGAUUCCGCCGAAAGUCAAUCUGGGUGAUGUGGUGGUCAGCCGACCCGUUGCUGACUAUCACGGGGUAGUACAAUGGGAUGUGGGAAAGCUGGAACGGAAUAGGCAGUUUGUCCACACAGGCUCGCUGAACAGACCUCCGAAUGCGCUGCUCAAUGCGUCGAUUCAGCUCGAAUGUAACCAUGAGAUGUCUGGGUCGAAGAUAAAUGAGUACCUGGUAGAUGUGGAAAGGAGAUUGCCGCGGCUGGCGCCGAAGUACACUAGAUGUGAGUGCUUGGAAGACCCAUUGGUGGUAUCGGAGAGGCUGCGUCGGACUCCGAGGGUGUUCCACUUCCUGUGUGGGGUGUGGCAAACGAUCUUCUUAAUUGUCGCAUAUCUUCUUGGUUUGUGGGCCAUUGGUCCAAUAAAUAAGGAGAUUGGGCAGUUAUCAGAGAAGGCAGAGGGAGUGAGGUCUCGAAAAGAAGUGAGGGUGCACUAUGGCCUGAUUGCAUCCGGGAACAAAGUGAUUAAGGAUGCGCAGUCCCGCGACUUCCUCGACGAGAAAUUUGACGGGCACUUGCUAUGCGUGGAGAUGGAGGCAGCUGGGCUCAUGAAUGACUUCCCAUGUAUUGUCAUCCGAGGAGUUUGUGAUUAUGCGGACUCACGAAAGGAGAAAAGCUGGCAAGAAUAUGCUGCAGCUGUGGCCGCUGCAUACGCAAAGGAACUUUUGGGAUGUGUGCAGCACAAUGUUGUUGAUGCCGAGAAUUCAGCAAAAGCUAUCUUGGAAAAGGAGAUCAAAGGCUGGCUGAACCCCCCGGACCCAUCUACAAACGCCAACCACGCGAGGACGCUCCGUCAUGAGGGGACAGGCACGUGGCUGUUAGAGAACCCGGUCUUCCAGUCGUGGUCCUCAGGGACUCUUCGACACAUAUGGCUGCACGGGCUCGCGGGAUGCGGAAAGACCGUUCUCAGUACAACUGUGCUUGAUUAUCUCGCGACAGGAAACGACAAAACUAUCCUCAACUUCUUCUUCGACUUUAGCGACAACAAAAAGCAGACCUAUGAAAGCAUGCUGCGGUCGCUUGCUUUCCAGCUUUACCAAAGUGGGGUUGACUCUGCAAUUCAGCUUGAUGCGUUAUUUCAAGCGCAUCAGAAUGGCAAAUACCAACCUGAGACGAAGGCGCUCUCGACUAUCUUAUUCAAGAUGCUCAGAGUCCAGCAGAGGGUCUCUAUCGUUCUGGACGCAUUAGAUGAAUCAACCACUAGGGAUGAAAUUCUCAAGUGGAUCGAGGACAUGUUAUGUAAGCCAGAGCUGGCCUAUGUGCAGCUGCUCUGUACCAGUCGACCUGAGUCCGAGUUUCUACGCCGUAUCCCAGUUUUGAUAGGACAGGAGGAUUGCCUACCACUUGAUGAGCAGGCUGUUAACUCGGAUAUUCGUUCGUGGGUCUCAGCACAACUCUCUCAACGACGUGAUUUUACAGAGAAACCGUUGUCUCAGGGUCUUCUCGAGGAAAUACGGACUAAGGUUGGCGACGGGGCAGACGGAAUGUUCAGGUGGGCAUUCUGUCAACUAGACAGCCUAGCCUGGUGUGUUCACGAGGAAGAGAUAGAGAAGGCCCUCGUAUCUUUGCCUAAGACCUUGAAUGAGACAUAUGAGCGCAUGAUGAAAAGCAUACCGGUGGAGCGAAAAACAGACGCAAUACGUCUACUACAAUUUUUGGUGCACUCCAAGCGGCCCGUCACACUAGCAGAGGCUAAAGAAAUAAUAGCGACGCAGAUUGAAAACGAGCCGAGUGGAUUUGACAUCAAGCGUCGGUUAUUCAACGAAAGUGAUCUUUUGGGUUACUGUCCCGGCUUAGCGACAAUCGUUCACGCCACGGAUAAAGAGUUACAUCUUGCCCACUUUUCCGUCAAAGAGUACCUUCUCAGAGACAACCUUUUUAAUAUCAUGACUGCCAGCACUUCGAUCACGAUGACGUGCUUGACUUAUCUCACAGAUAUCAAAGGUAGCCGUGAAAAUAUUAAGGGGCAUUUUCCGAUGGCAAGAUAUGCGGCGGAGCUCUGGGCAGGCUAUGCAGCGUUGGCUCGAGAUUCUCAAGAUAUAGUUCGAAAGUCUGUCAAGUUCCUUGAAGAGGAUGUGACAUUCCAACGAUGGAGUCGUUUAUAUCAGGCUGAUAGGAGUUGGGACGAUGACCCUGGCCCUCCGCGAGCUUCCAGGCUCUACUACGCUUGCCUCAAUGGGCUCAUGGCACCUGCAGGAGAUCUUAUCAGCAAGGGAGAAGACGUCAACGGGCAGGGCGGCACCUACGGAAAUGCUCUACAGGCCGCCUCGACCGGUGGUCAUCAAGAGAUUGUCAAUCUUCUCUUGGAACAAAAAGCCGACGUCAACGCGCAGGGCGGCACCUACGGCAAUGCUCUCCAGGCCGCUUCGACCGGUGGUCAUCAAGAGAUUGUCAAUCUACUCUUGGAACAGGGAGCUGACGUCAACGCGCAGGGAGGCCGAUACGGCAACGCUCUCCAGGCCGCCUCGUCAAGUGGCCGUGAAGAGAUUGUCAAGCUGCUCUUGGAUCAGGGAGCCGACGUCAACGCGCAGGGCGGCUACUACGGCAACGCUCUCUACGCCGCCUCGUCAGGUAGCUAUCAAGAGAUUGUCAAUCUACUCUUGGAACAGGGAGCCGACGCCAACGCGCAGGGCGGCCGAUACGGCAACGCUCUCCAGGCCGCCUCGUCAGGUGGCUAUCAAGAGGUUGUCAAGCUGCUCUUGGAUCAGGGAGCUGACGUAAACGCGCAGUGCUAUUACUACGGCAAUGCCCUCCAGGCCGCCUCAUUAGAUGGUCAUCGAGAGAUUGUCAAGCUGCUCUUGGAUCAGGGAGCCGACGUCAACGCGCAGUGCGGCCAAUACGGCAAUGCUCUCCAGGCCGCCUCAUUAGAUGGUCAUCGAGAGAUUGUCAAGCUGCUCUUGGAUCAGGGAGCCGACGUCAACGCGCAGGGCGGCACCUACGGCAAUGCUCUCCAGGCCGCCUCGUCAGGCGGUCACCAAGAGAUUGUCAAGCUACUCUUGGAUCAGGGAGCCGACGUAAACGCGCAGUGCUAUUACUACGGCAAUGCCCUCCAGGCCGCCUCUUUAGAUGGUCAUCAAGAGAUUGUUAGACUACUCUUGGAUCAGGGAGCCGGCGUCAACGCGCAGGGCGGCUACUACGGCAAUGCCCUCCAGGCCGCCUCGUCAGGUGGCCAUCAAAAGACUGUGAAACUACUCUUGGAUCAGGGAGCCGACGUCAACGCGCAGGGCGGCCAGUACGGCAACGCCCUCUACGCGGCCUCGUUAGGUGGCUAUCAAGAGAUUGUCAGACUACUCUUGGAUCAGGGAGCCGGUGUCAACGCGCAGGGCGGCUACUACGGCAAUGCCCUCCAGGCCGCCUCGUUAGGUGGCCAUCAAAAGACUGUGAAACUACUCUUGGAUCAGGGAGCCGACGUUAACGCGCAGGGCGGCCAAUACGGCAACGCCCUCCAGGCCGCCUCGUCAUGUGGCCACCAAAAAACUGUGAAACUACUCUUGGAUCAGGGAGCCGACGUCAACGCGCAGGGCGGCCGCUACGGCUAUGCUCUCCAGGCCGCCUCGUUCAAAGGUCAUCACGAGACUGCCAAAUUGCUCUUAGACAACGGAGCCGACACCAACGCACAGGGCGUCGACCACGGCAACGCUCUUUACGCCGCCUCGUCAGAUGGCCAUCGAGAGAUUGUCAAACUACCCUUCCGUCACAGAGCCGACGUCAAGUUGCAGCGACGCUUCUUCUUCAAGGCUCACCAGGCCGCCUCGUUAAGAGGUCAUCAAGAUUCUUUGGCAAGGCUCUCCAGGCCGCCUCGUUAA
Messenger RNA from Penicillium daleae, 4200 nucleotides. RefSeq names its product PfsNACHT and ankyrin domain protein. Gene Ontology annotation, molecular function: catalytic activity; protein binding. The transcript has 3 exons. Lineage: Eukaryota; Fungi; Ascomycota; Eurotiomycetes; Eurotiales; Aspergillaceae. The coding region runs from base 1 to 4200 and encodes 1399 amino acids. The record is from RefSeq and is a predicted model, not a curated record. Gene Ontology annotation, biological process: nucleoside metabolic process.